Molecule: messenger RNA, 2755 nt
Organism: Lingula anatina
Lineage: Eukaryota; Metazoa; Brachiopoda; Lingulata; Lingulida; Lingulidae
Source: RefSeq, a predicted model, not a curated record
UGCCUGAAAAUAACCAUUUGUGUCCCUCGAGGUACAUGCUCUCGUUUGCAGCCUAGCCCAUAUCGCCUCGCUUUGGUAACGCAAUUCAAGAUGGAGGAGAAAGAUGUAAACAAAAGUGGUUUCUAGCAAAAUGUAAUCUACUUUCUUCUUUCUGGUGACUGCAUUUGGAACAAAUAAUGUCUCAAACGAGACAGGAACAAACGUGGAAUGAGCAAAGUGACAGUUUGAGAAGGAUCCGCGAGCAGUUGGCAGAGGCACAGGAACACCAGCCCAGACGCCACUCUGCAGGAACGUCAAAGAGGAAGGGAUAUGAUCCCAGGCAGACCAGGACACCACCUGCUCUUCUACCAAGACUGGACACUCCUCCUGACCAUGACCAGUACAGACAGAGUCCAGUGUUAAGAGGCAGCAGGUAUGGUGUGGUGCCACCUGUUGGACCCCGCCAAGAGGCAUAUGAGAGGUCUCCUUCUACGGAUAGCUGGGGUGAUGACAGUGAUGGCUACGAGCCCCGCCCCCACGGGUACGAGCCCCACCCCCAGGUGUUCCCUGUACCCUACCAGUACCCUUAUCCUCAGCCAUACCCAUAUCCAUACCCUGCAGUCUACCCCAUACCCUCCAUGGUGUACCCACCACCCCCUCCAGUCCCAUACUACCUCCAGGCAGCUGCUGCAAGACCAAAACACAGAAAAAAGCACAAGUCAAAACAUUCCAAUGCCAAAGCCAACCAAAAAGACCAGGCCACCUAUACAAUAGAGGACAGGGCCACCCAAUACUCGCAUAUAGAAAACCGUCCAUUUUGGAAGGACAAGUUUGAAGAAACUUACAAAUUCCACACAAAACCUACACAGAGUAGAAUGAAUGGAGUGAUAAACUAUAAAGGAAAAGACAGGCAGUCACAUUUAGAUGAAGAUGGCGAUGAGAAUCAAGAUGAGACUGUGCCAAGGUUUAAGUAUAUUUCCACUACAAAACAGAGGAGUGAUGUUUUUGAUGAUUCAAAUUCUGUGAUACAAAGGUAUAAGUAUGACAGGGGGAAAUAUAAAAGUCCAGUCCCAGAUUCAGGACCUGCUUUUUCACAACAGACAUUUGCAGAGUUGAGCCUGACAAGACUAAAUAAGCAUACCCAGGUAGCCCAGUAUUUCAAUGCUCAUAACUCCUUUGCUCAAGUAUUUGUAGAGGAUUUCAUACAGGAGGCUCUGGAGGAUGAGAUUGUCCCAGAUCUUCUGAUAGAAGUGGUGUCAGAGCAGAAACAGACGGUAUCAGUGAAAUCUCGCUUGCUGCCAGGUGGCGCUGUAGAUCUUUACUCCAUGACGGCUGCUCAGCUGCGUGACUUGGACAGAGACACGCUGAUGAAGCUCACUGACAGCUACCUAAUGGAGAGAAUGUCCCAGAAGGAUCUCGGCGAGGACAUCGCCAGUGCCCUGCUCAGUGAGGUGGUCCACGAGGGCAUCCUUCAGGUUGUCAAACUGGCUACGCAGGAAAUGGUCAGCGGAUACCUGGCUAAGAGCGCCGGAAGUGACGUAAUGGCGGAUUUGGUGGAGGAUUACAUCGCUGAGAUAGGCCAUGAGUUGGUUGAAGAGGUCAUCACAGAGGUGCAGUUUGAAGAUGUCCUCGAUGAGUUUAUCGAGGAAGAUGUUGACGAGCUAGCCAAUGAGGUGGCAGUAGAGGUCCUGACGCACUAUGACACCAGGAUACAGAAAAGAGAGCUCAGAGAGGUAGCCAAAUAUGCCAGCCAGAAGUUUAUUGACUCCAUGUGUUUGGAGUACCUGUUGUCUUUGGUGGCCAGACAAGGGCAGUUGUGGACAGAAGAUGACCACGCAGAUAAACUACUGGACAGUUUGAUGUUGAAUGUGCUACUGGAGCAGUUCUUUGGAGUCAGUGGAGAGAGACAGAGAACACUGGAUAACUUACCCCUCAGGAGACUCCACGAGAAGAUAGUGACAGAUGUGGCAUUGGAUGUACUGCUAACACAGCUGUCCCAGGCUUUGGAUGAAGACAUGGCUGACCUGGAUGAGUAUGAGAGAGGCUUGGACUUUGCCAGUGCCCUUAAGCCUUCAAGGUAGCAGUGGAAGACAAAAUAACUGAGAGGAUAAUGCUGUGACCAGGAGUGAUGAAUAUUUAACACACCCAGAUGCCCAGAUCAGUUCCCCUGGGGGUGUUGUGUGAGCCUUGUGGGGUAACUGUCUGUGCUGGAGACCUCCCUCCAUCCCCCAGGGUGAAAUAGUUGUACAGCAUGCCUAUCAGAAAGUGUUUUAACUGAGAUAAUUUCAAAAUGGGUACCAGGAAUUUGUCUCUCUUCUAAACCAUCCAGGUUCUCCCAACAUGCUGAAUGUCUGUAGAAAUCUUAUUUCUGCAGCUGUUAAUUUCAUAUCAUUAUUUUUUAUGUAAAACAUAGAUGUAGAUAUUUAAGGAGUUAGAGGUUUUCUUAACUGACUUUAUACCCUUAAAAGUUCCAUAUGAAUACAGGUAUGUUUUGGAGUUGAACAUUGACAAUGUCUUUCUGUUAAUAAAACAGGUUGAAAUGGCUCAUUAUUUAUGUAAUGAUUCAUUUAAUUGGGCCUACAUCUGUUUUUGUGGGUCAAAGAAAACAAUAACUUUAGCCUAAGAGUUUAGACCAAUUUUUGCGCUGAAGUUUUUUUUUUUUUUUUCGUAAAACAGGUCCCUGUAGAAUCUGUGAUACUGCGAAAUGUGCAAUUUGCAAGGUUUAGCCUCUAAAAUAUUUGAUGUUAGACAAAUGGUUUAUGAUAUGAAUUAAAUU